This is a messenger RNA of Monodelphis domestica (gray short-tailed opossum), 3226 nucleotides long. It is a transcript of the gene SLC25A19, whose product is annotated as solute carrier family 25 member 19. NCBI's taxonomy places the organism in Eukaryota, Metazoa, Chordata, Mammalia, Didelphimorphia, Didelphidae. Gene Ontology annotation, biological process: transmembrane transport. The record is from RefSeq and is a predicted model, not a curated record.
GAGGGCCGAAAGGAGAGAUCCUGAAGGACCUACCCAAGGAGGCGGAACCUGAAGCCCUUCCGUAGAAUACGGCCAUUUGCCGAAGGGGUGGAGCGAAGCAAGAGCGCGGCGACCAGGGUCUGCUCUGAUUGGCCUAGAGACCCGUUUUUCUCGGAGGACCUCGACAGGCUCAUGCCAGGCUUCGUCUGGUAAAGGAAAGACUAGAGUGCGAAGAGGGGCUCAGCUUGAGGAGCCGGAGCUGGGGAUCUUAACAGGGAACUUCAGGAAUAUGUGGACAUUAGGAAAGAGACCUCAGCCUAGCACUGGAUCACAACUGAAACUAUGAGAGAGGCCUUCACUGAGAGAGGCUUCACAAACAGAAUACCACAGCUUCAAGAUUGCUGUAAAAUGCAACUUUUUCAGUAGAAGUGCUUAAUAUGAAUGGACAUUGCAUGUGACAGAGGCAGGGAUGGUUGGUUAUGACCCCAAAUCAGAAUGUAGGAACAACUCCAAGGUGGAGGUGGCACUGGCUGGGUCUGCAGCUGGGCUUGUUACCCGAGCUUUGAUCAGCCCCUUGGAUGUCAUCAAAAUUCGUUUCCAGCUUCAGGUUGAGAAUCUAUCAUCCAGAGAUCCACGUGCAAAAUACCAUGGGAUAUUACAUGCAAUGAGGCAGAUCCUGAAGGAGGAAGGCUUGACAGCAUUCUGGAAGGGGCAUUUUCCAGCCCAAAUUCUCUCCAUGGGUUAUGGAGCUGUCCAGUUUGUGACCUUUGAACGCCUGACUGAACUAGCCCACAGAACUAAACCGUAUGGCAUAAGUGACUUCUCGGUACAUUUUGUGUGUGGUGGCCUGUCUGCCUGUGCUGCCACUCUCUCAUUGCAGCCUGUUGACGUUCUCCGGACUCGCUUUGCUGCUCAGGGUGAGCCCAAGAUCUACAGAAACCUCCGUCAUGGCAUGAAGAUGAUGUACAAGACUGAAGGUCCGCUGGCUUUCUAUAAAGGCUUGCCACCAACUAUUAUUGCCAUUUUCCCCUAUGCGGGCUUCCAGUUCUCCUUUUACAGAAUGCUGAAGCAGGUCUAUGAAUGGGCCAUGCCAGGGGACAGAAAGAAAAAUGCAAACAUCAAGAACCUGCUGUGUGGCAGUGGAGCUGGGGUCAUCAGCAAGAUUCUUACAUAUCCUUUGGACCUCUUUAAGAAGAGGUUACAGGUAGAUGGGUUUGAAGAGGCCCGGGCAACCUUCGGACAGGUGCGAAAGUAUGAGAGCUUACUGGACUGUGCCAGGAAGAUUCUCCAAGAAGAGGGUGCACGGGGCUUCUUUAAAGGCCUCACUCCCAGCUUGUUGAAGGCUGCUAUGUCAACUGGAUUAAUUUUCUUCAUGUAUGAGCUGUUCUGUAACCUCUUCAACUGUAAGAAGACCUCAGACAACCAGAAGACAGGGCAAGUGAGCUGAAGGUCUUGGACUUCAGGAGACUCCAAAGAGAAAGAAAACUAUCUGUUGCAUUGUGGAGUGUCUCUUCAUCCAUUACCUCCAAGCCAUAAACUCAGAACACCUGAUAGGGUACAGCACCCAUCUCCACUCAGUCCAUAUAUUGCCAACAAGAGAACUAGUUUUAUGUUUUAAGGUCUCUAGGGAAAGCCUGGGAAUUGGCAUGUGUGAUUUGGCCUCCAUUAGACCAAGGGGUAGAAAGAGGGCUCGACUUCCUUGUUUUACCUUCAUCCACUAGACACUUGAAAAGAAUAGUCAAGGUGCUAUAUCUGCACCCCUCCACUGGGCUUUGAGCAGUUUUAGGGCCUGUGUUCCACACUCUAGGUGAUCCUCAUCUUAUUUUAGUCAUCAGACUUUAGCAUUGAAAUUAUAUCCUUGGUUCAGAGUUUCCUCUCAUCUCUGCCGACAUACCUGCUUUUUUUUCUUAUCUCCCAAGCCACCUCCACAAUUUCUGUAAUCCAUUUGUUCUCCCUAUAUUGCUAAAAGGAAGAAAUUACUAUGUCUCCAGCUAUUCUAAAGUUAGCCUGAAGGUGUGAGGGGGAAAGGCCUUCUCCAAGCUCCAUUUUCUGAAUAGCAUGUCUUCCUCCAUUGUAGCUCUCAUCCCCCAAAAUGGCUUUGCUUUUUGUCCUUAAGGAGAAUUAGUGCCAAAUUGAGUGACCCUCACAUCCCCAGAUGCCUGGACCUUGAUGUUUGUGGAGAAAUACAAUUCUAGUAUUCUCUCUGCAUGGACAAGACUGUUCCCUGACAGCCUCCUCUUAUGGGCACUGGGCUGUGGGAACAGGUUUUCUGGGGGUGUAAAAGAUGGCAGGAAUUUAGACAAUGUCAGCAAAUGGGUGUAGAAGAGCAGGGGAGAAGCUGCAAACUCCCCAGGAUUUCAUUUUCUCCUUCUUAUUGGACAUAUCAAACACUCAUUCUCUACAAUAACACUUGAAAGUAAACUUGGGGCUCUGGGUUUGGGUGAGUAGAGGCUGCUACCACUCUGGUGUCCAGAUUUGAUCCAAGGUUGUGGUGAUGACCAUUCUUGGCUGCUUUGGCAGAGAUGACUGUUCUCAUGAGGUGUUCUGCUGAGGGCAGGGUUCACAGCCCUGUGGGGGUGAAGAUAGGGGAACCCACAAUUGAUAUUUAUUUAGAAUCACAGAGGAAACUGCAGCUGGGUGUGUGGGAGGUGGAGAGAGAUGAGACAGACCAUUACUGCUAGACUCCUUGCUUUUACCCUUGACCACAGUCAUACUCACCUGGUGUUCUAGGGCCCUAGCCCCAGAGCUCAAAUAAGAACGAUUUUGGUUUUUUCUUCGUAUUGAGGUUUAGUAGAGGAAGGCAGAAGGAUUGCCUUGAUUGGCAGAUUCUGGGAAGGGGGCCUUAGCUGUGCCUGGUGCUCCCCUUGAGGUGCCAACUCUUUCCAGCUGCAGAAUAUGCACUGAUCUAAAUCCCCUCAGCCCUUGGGGGACAACAGCUAACAGGGUGGUCUUUGAUAACUGGUUUAUCCUUUCUGAUUCAUGACAUCUGUGUCUUAGACUUGUAACAAUACACUCAGCAGCCCUAGAGGAUGGGAAACUACUUUCCUGAAAACCUUUUCCUUCCCCCUGGAUACUGUUAUGUGAGUGAGCAGAAGCUGCUAUAGAAAGUCUUCACACCAGGGGCCCUGGCCUGGCUAUCCAGGUUUUGGCUCUUCGGAGCUGCUGGGAAGACAGCUCCCUGAAUGUAUUUUAUAUACUUCCAAAGUCAAAACAUCUGUGCUCAACCAGUAAAAUUUUAUUCUCACCA